ACUGCAGAAAAGGUCCCUGGAAGAGGCAUUUACCUCACCAAGUCCGGUUUCUGGGCCGUGCGGAAAGAGCGUCGGAUCCGGCGCCUGGAUGCGCUUUAUGUAUCCUCAGAGAUAGGACAGAAUCCUGUGUCGCUGGGGAAGGGAUUUUAGAGUUUCUCCACACGAAUUGUAACCGACGAUCUGCCUCAACUUUGCGGCUUUUUGCUGGUCUGGAAACGCAGGUACCGAGGGCCUCUGACCGACGUUGCAAGAAAUGGCAACAAGUCUUUUGAAGACAUCUCUGUCUGCAAGGACAAAAUUGCUAUAUCAGACUGGAUUGUCACUGUAUAAUACAUCUCACAGCUUCCAUGAAGAAGAAGUAAAAAAAACACUUCAGCAAUUUCCUGGUGGAUCCAUUGACCUUCAAAAGCAAGACAAUGGCAUUGGCAUUCUGACUCUGAACAAUCCUAGUAAAAUGAAUGCAUUCUCAGGUGUUAUGAUGCUACAACUUCUAGAAAAAGUAAUUGAAUUAGAAAAUUGGACAGAGGGGAAAGGCCUCAUUGUCCUUGGAGCAAACAAUACUUUCUGCUCAGGAUCUGAUCUGAAUGCUGUGAAAGCACUAGGAACUCCAGAGGAUGGAAUGGCCUUGUGUAUGUUCAUGCAAAACACCUUAACAAGAUUCAUGAGACUUCCUUUAAUAAGCGUUGCAUUGGUUCAAGGACGGGCACUGGGUGGAGGAGCAGAAGUUACUACAGCGUGUGAUUUUAGGUUAAUGACUCCAGGAAGUGAGAUCAGAUUUGUCCAUAAGGAAAUGGGUAUAAUACCAAGCUGGGGUGGCACUACUCGGUUGGUUGAAAUAAUCGGCAGUAGACAGGCUCUCAAAGUGUUAACUGGUGCCCUCAAAGUGGAAUCAGAAAAAGCUUUAAACAUAGGACUGGCGGAAGAGGUCUUGCAGUCUUCAGAUGAAACUCAGUCUCUAGAAGAGGCACAAGAAUGGCUACAGCAGUUUAUCAAAGGGCCACCAGAAGUAAUUAGAACUUUGAAAAAGGCUGUUUCUUCAGGCAGAGAGCUGUGUAUAGAGGAGGCAUUACAGAAUGAAAGAGAUCUUGUAGGAACAGUUUGGGGUGGACCUGCAAAUUUAGAGGCUAUUUCCAGGAGAGGAAAAUUUAAUAAAUAAUUUGUUUUUUAAAAAUGUCAAGUAUUACAAGUAAAGCUCCAGUGGUUAAUAUGCAUAAAAGUUAAAUGCCAGAAUUACUUUGAAGGCUGCUACUAGUAUUUGUAAUGUCUUUAAUACCUGAACUCUGGAUUAGUUUUCAGUAUAUUUGUGUAUUUACCAAGUAAUUGAGAACAUCUGAAUAAAAUACACAACACAUUCAUCUUAAAAA
Molecule: messenger RNA, 1364 nt
Organism: Loxodonta africana (African savanna elephant)
Lineage: Eukaryota; Metazoa; Chordata; Mammalia; Proboscidea; Elephantidae
Gene: ECHDC1
Product: ethylmalonyl-CoA decarboxylase 1
Exons: 6
Coding region: 254-1156 (300 amino acids)
Biological process (GO): fatty acid beta-oxidation
Cellular component (GO): cytosol
Molecular function (GO): catalytic activity
Source: RefSeq, a predicted model, not a curated record